AUGCAGUACUCCUCCAUACUUUCCACUAGCAUGGCUAUAUUUUCGCUUUUUAGCGUUGCCGCAGCCACCAACACCGACCCUUUCAAAGUCACCCUCCCAGAUAUACUUUAUCGUGUCGACGAGACUAAUUCCCGGCAGGUGCUAAAGGACCAAGGCAUUAUGCGGAGCAAUGUCCUGUUCACUUCAGAUUUGCAGGCCGCCAGGAACGCUGCAUCAAAAGUCAAAAUUUCUUCUACCGGUGAACCUGUUCUCAGUGCUUGGGUUUAUUACAUCAAGACGGCCGGGAUGGAGACAAAGUUUAAUUUUGUCAGAGGCGUCGGUAAUUCUGCGAUUAAAGAGUUUCAGAGCACAGAUAUAAUCCCUUUGACGCACAUCAUCAAAGCUGAAGCGAUCGCGACGAAUGGCGCAGUGACACCACGCAAGCGCAACGGUUACGCCUUUACGUGGAUGCAGUUGAAAGAAGAGCGGGGAUAG
Pyricularia grisea is the source of this 474-nucleotide messenger RNA. RefSeq lists its product as uncharacterized. The record is from RefSeq and is a predicted model, not a curated record. Bases 1 to 474 code for a protein of 157 amino acids. The transcript has 2 exons. NCBI's taxonomy places the organism in Eukaryota, Fungi, Ascomycota, Sordariomycetes, Magnaporthales, Pyriculariaceae.